AUGAUCAACAACGCUCAUAUUGCUCGUGAGACGGUGGACCACCUGAUAAGCACCGCCAGGAUUCCCAAAGAAGAUUUGGGCGAGCGAUUCGUCUUUCACUUGCUCAAACGUUCCAUGGAGGCUGACACACGCACCACAUGGGAACAGAAGCUGGGAACAUCAACGAAUUUCAUACCUCUGCAGGAGUUAGUCAACUUCCUGGAGUCAACAGCAAGAGGCAUGACUCCAGAUGAUCAACACGAACCAACGGUUCAUCAACGGCCAAAAGAGAAAAUUCAACGUGGAAAAUCACCACCUCGAGCACGCGUUUAUCAUGCCGCCGAAACAACAACUCAACGAAAGGAGCCUCAACAUAUUAAGCCUGCUGAUUGCUGUGCGUAUUGCAACGCCAAGCAUUUCAUUGGAAAGUGCCCAUCAUUUCUCAGCCUCUCAGCGCAGAAAAAACUAGCGUUUCUGGCAACAACUCGACUAUGUUAUAACUGCUUCGGUACACACCUGGUGACGAAAUGCAAGUGCACCAAAUCUUGCAUGAAAUGUCAACACAGGCACCACACGCUGUUGCACAUGGACCCAAAAGACAGAGAGAGAACAACGACAUCGACAAUCAACAGCGGUCCAGAGCAACCAUCAACGAGUGCGGAAUCAGUCAACGAGAAAUCAACAGCUUCAACGACUAGCCAGGGGAUUUACGCCCCCCUGAGUCAAGCCGAAGAAUCUACUCAACGGAAAUCGGUCAACGCAGAGGACGCUAAGUUCUCCCACAAAUCAACGGAUCAACGACUAGUGCUCUUGGCUACGGCUAAAGCCAGGGCAUUCUCCAAAAGCGGAUUCUACACGAUCGCCAGAAUCCUCAUCGAUCAAGGCUCAGAGCUUUCAUUUAUUUCGGAAAGCCUGGUUCAUCAACUUCAACUACAACGACGACAUUCAACGAUCGAACUCAUCGGAAUUGGUGGAAAACACGCAUGUUCAACGAGAGGGAUUGUGGCAAUCACGCUCCAAUCAACGAAACAGCCAUUUCAACAAGUUGAGAUCAACGCCCACAUCCUGCAAAAGCUAACCUCACGGUUACCAACGUUCUCAUGCUCAUCUGCAUCAAUCGGAUCACUGCAGCAGCUUCAACUGGCAGAUGAGAACUACUCAACACCUGGACCUAUCAACGUAAUUAUCGGAGCUGACAACUACGGGAAAAUCAUCGGCAACGGGAUUAAAAAAUCCAACGAUGAUCAAUUAGUUGGCCAACUAACAACAUUCGGAUGGAUAAUAUCGGGUCCAUUAUGCAACACAACGUAUUCAACGAGGACCUCCUUAUCCGCGGCAAGGGGAUCUUCCAACGAACAAUUAAUGGAGCUUCUACAAAGAUUCUGGGUCCAGGAAGAACCACCAAUCUCAACAAAUCCAACCAACGAGCUCACACCAGACGAAUUAGAGUGUGAAGAACACUUUCAACGCACGCAUCAACGAGACACGUCUGGGCGCUACAUUGUGCGAUUGCCACUUCGCACAUCAACAGCAGCGCUCGGAGAAUCGAAAAGUAAAGCGCUUCGUCAACUCCAGUCGGUGAAACGAAGACUAAACGCUAAUCCUGACUACAGCAAACUCUACUAUGACUUUAUCAACGAAUACGAAGCACUUGAUCACAUGCGACGUAUACAACAAGUAUCAGAACCAGCAACAAACUACUACCUGCCACAUCAUGGGGUUCUGAGGGAAGAUUCGCUAACCACGAAGCUUCGAGUAGUCUUCAACGGCUCCAACAAGACAUCAACGGGUAUCUCACUCAACGACAUCCUCCACGCGGGCGGAAAGCUCCAAGUGGAUGCAAUGGAUGUACUCACAUGGUUAAGACGACAUCGACUCGUCUUCGGCACCGACAUCGUUAAGAUGUUUCGACAAAUCAACGUACACCCUGACGAUUGGAAUCUUCAACGCAUUCUUUGGAUAGACGAAAAUCAACAACUUGUGACAUAUCAACUAACAACGGUCACAUAUGGACAGAAAUGCUCUCCAUGGCUCUCUUUGAGAGUUCUUCAACAACUCGUCAACGAUGAAGGUCAACGAUUCCCUGCAGCAGUGCUACCGCUAACUAAAGGCCGUUAUGUCGACGACAUUUACGGUGGAGCGGACUCUGAGGGAGAAUUCAAAGAAAUGAUAAUUCAACUUCAACAGAUCUGCCAGGCGGGCGGAUUUCCACUUCAAAAACGGACCAGUAAUCGCCCAGAGAUACUCCAACGGCUCAACUUGUCAACGGGACCGGCAGGUACAGUGCAAUUCGAGGAAGCAGUCAUCAAAACGCUCGGAUUGUGCUGGCAUCCAGCAACAGAUUUAUUUCAAUAUAAAUCUAGAACAUUCAACUCAACGAGCUUCACCAAGAGGGUACUGCUAUCGGAAAUAGCUCAGAUUUUCGAUCCUCUUGGAUUCAUCGCACCAGUGAUUGUUCGAGGAAAAAUACUCAUCCAAGAACUAUGGCUGCUCAAACUCGCUUGGGAUGAUCAACUUCCACUCGACUAUGUUCGAAGGUGGAAAGAGUUCAGGGAGGAACUCACGCAACUAAAUCAACUGUCAAUCCCAAGAUGGCUAAAUCUAUCUCCAACGACUACCAACGUACAAAUACAUGGAUUUGCCGACGCAUCAACAGCUGCCAUGGGAGCAGUCGUUUAUUUACGAGUUCAACGAGACAACGAAACACCAACAAUCAGCUUGGUGUGUGCAAAAACAAGAGUUGCACCACUGAAAAAGCUGACGAUUCCACGCCUGGAGCUAACCGCGGCCCUUCUGCUAACAAAAUUCCAUCCAUCGAGAUGGAAGGAAUUCGUUUACAAUAGAGUAACGAAAAUCCAGGAAGAGUUACCAACAGCCGUAUGGAGACAUGUUGGUGGGAUUUACAACCCUGCUGACUGCGCUUCACGUGGCAUUUCACCGAGUCAACUCAACGAACAUCACCUUUGGUGGAAAGGGCCUGACUGGCUAGCAAAACCGCCGUCAGACUGGCCACAAAAUACAACCAGUGCUCCAACGGAAGUCUCUCUUGAAGAGAGACCAGCAACAGCUCACUCAGUAGCUUCUGAAGCUAGGCAGCAUCCACUGACAGAGUUCCUCAACAGAUAUUCUACUUUAUCAAAAGUAUUACAAGUCACCGCAACGAUGAAUCGAGCCAUCCAACGACUUCGACGACAACCAACGCCCGAUUCAUCAGUAUUAACAACGAUAGAACUCAACGAAGCGAGGACAUUCUGGGUUAAGGUAACACAACACCAAUACUUUGAAUCUGUGUUUCAGAACUUGAACAGAGAUAUUCAACUACCUCGCCAACAUCCACUGGCCAAGCUCACCCCGAGAAUUGAUGAUCAAGGAAUUCUCAGGCUUGGUGGACGACUAAAGAACUCAUUGCUUGAUCCAGACGAGACUCAUCCAAUUAUCUUACCACGACAAUCUCGCCUGACAACGCUCAUCAUCAACGAAGCUCACCAGAAAACACUCCACGGAGGAGUUCAACUCACCAUGGCUUACACCAGACCGAUAACAAAACUUUGCUUGCUACCAACGGACCCAACACCAGCAGACCAACAAGAUGACAACUAG
This is a messenger RNA of Diachasmimorpha longicaudata, 3579 nucleotides long. RefSeq lists its product as uncharacterized. The coding region runs from base 1 to 3579 and encodes 1192 amino acids. The transcript has 3 exons. NCBI's taxonomy places the organism in Eukaryota, Metazoa, Arthropoda, Insecta, Hymenoptera, Braconidae. The record is from RefSeq and is a predicted model, not a curated record.